Messenger RNA from Linnemannia hyalina, 381 nucleotides. NCBI's taxonomy places the organism in Eukaryota, Fungi, Mortierellomycota, Mortierellomycetes, Mortierellales, Mortierellaceae. The record is from the annotation of a GenBank genome assembly.
AUGUCCUGGCAAGCAUACGUCGAUAACAACCUCGUCGGCACCGGCAAGGUCGCCAAGGCUGCCAUCUUUGGCUUGGACGGCAGCCUCUGGGCCACCAGCGCCGACUUCUCGGUCAGCGCUGACGAGGCCAAGAAGCUAAUUGCUGCCUUCAACGAUGUCAGCGACAUUGCUGCCCACGGUCUCCACCUUACGGGCAUCAAGUACGUCUUCUUGAGAAACCCCGAUCAAAGCAUUUACGCUCGCAGUGGUGCCACCGGUAUCACUGCCGUCAAGACCAAGCAGUGUGUCCUCAUCGGUUACUACGCCGAUGGCCAGCAGGCUGGUGACUGCAACACCGUCGUCGAGGGCUUGGGCGCCUACCUCAGCGGUCAAGGCUACUAA